CUUAGAGAACUAAUUGUUAAAAUUCGUGCUUCUUCUUUAAGAAGAGAAAAAUUAAGUAAUGCCUGCAAAAAUAAUGAUAUUAAUGAUUUAAAGCCCAUCUUGGAUGUUCCUACAAGAUGGAACUCAACUUUUGACAUGAUAAAGAGAGCUUUACAAUUAAAAGUUGUAAGUUUUAUUGUAUUUUUAAUAUUUUAA
Molecule: messenger RNA, 195 nt
Organism: Rhizophagus irregularis DAOM 181602=DAOM 197198
Lineage: Eukaryota; Fungi; Glomeromycota; Glomeromycetes; Glomerales; Glomeraceae
Source: RefSeq, a predicted model, not a curated record